AUGACAGUUUUCUACUUGAACGCCCUUGGACCAAACAGUAAAUCAUUCCUGAUGUCAGAAUAUAUUUUAACUGAUUUGGCAAUCACAGACAUCCCUCAGUGGACAACUGUAGGUACACGGGACCAAAACAACGAGAUUUUCAAAUCUCAAAAAACGUUGCUGGAACAUCUGUCCCGACAUCGCCAGUAUCUCUCAAAGACAAGUAGUGACGUGUUCGGUGAAAUUGAUUUCUACACCGAUUUAAUUGACAAGAUGUUGGUUUGGUGGAUGGACAGGCUCAGCAGUGGUCAAUAUGUGGAGGUUUGGCCAACCGUAAUGGGGUACGCAAAAGUUACAAUAGCUGCUCUCAAAAUUGGAAUAGAAAGGGCACUGGGAACAUACUUCUUCGCAGUGGGAGGCUUUGGUAGCAAAGACAUAUUUGAAAUGUAUAAUAAACAAGUGAAUACAUUCAAUGCGUUUUAUAACACGGCUAAGAUGUACAUGGUGGACGUUCAGGAGAUGGACACCUUCCAGAACGUCACUGCUAGAAUACAAUCAUUUCGGUUUACCAUCAUGAAUACAGAUGAGAAUAAUCACACUGCUGAUAUAACACUAGCACGGAAUUGGUUUGAUAAUGUCACGGUUUCUAUCAGUUCAAUACGGGAGCUCCAACAGAUUCUGGAAAACAACAUUAAUGUGGAUAUAGACGAUAAACUUGGUGACAUCACCACGAAUAUCGUCAUCAGUAUCGUAUUGAUGAUCUUUGUUCUGUGCGCGUGCCCGGUUGUUGUUGUGUCGACGGAGGCUCUCUCGAGUAGCAUACACAGAUACGCCACCACACUUGUGGACAAAACCAACGAGUUAUCGAAAGAGAAGAGAAAAACAGAGCACCUUUUGUACCAGAUAAUUCCUAGAUCAGUGGCGGAAAAAUUGAAAAAGAAGGGAAAUGUCGAAGCCGAAUAUUUCAAAUCAGUUACAAUCGGUUUUUGUGACAUCCACAAUUUUGCCAGCCUGGUUGCUGAUAGUUCACCAAGUGAAUUAGUAGAAUUGCUGAACUCCCUCUUCACUUCCAUUGAUGAUCGCUUGGACAAUCAUGACGUUUAUAAAGUGGAGACCAUAAACGACUGUUAUAUGUUGGCGUCUGGGGUGCCAAAACGGAACAAGAAAAGACACGUGGUCGAAAUAGCCAGUUUAUCUUUGGACCUGCUGAGGAUGAUGGAAAAUGGUGCAUUAUUCGUGUCUGGAAGAACCAUCCGACUUCGAUUUGGUAUCAACACAGGGCCCUGUAUGGCGGGUGUGUUAGGAUCGGCCAUGCCGAGGUACUGUCUUUUUGGAGACACAGUUAAUACCGCGUCUAGAAUGAUGUCUUGUGGUGAACCAAACAAAAUCCACAUAAGUCCUGAUACACACACUGCUCUAAACAAAUGCGGAGGAUUCGUAAUGGAAACACGAGGAGAAGGGAUUCACAUCAAGGGAAAAGGUGACAUGCAGACAUAUUGGUUAUUGGGAAAAAGCGGCUCCACCAUUUCAAACAAGUCAAUGAUAAAAGAGAAUGUAGUACAGGAGUUUGAUGCCCUUGACGACCACAAACGGAUGUCUUCACAAAGGGAGAGUCUACCAAACCACACUUCAAACACAGGCCUUUCAGAUCACAGAGAUACAUCAUCGAUGGCUCUCCCAUCUAGAAAAGUGUCCGAAACACAACCUUCAACAAAAGGAAAGAGAGCUAGCAGUUGUGCAGGAUUGCUGACUCCGAAAUGUAAACGUUCUGUCAGUAAGGUCUCACCACAAGACCAGUCAGUGGGAAAUCCAGCUGAAUCGAAUGUAGAAUGA
Mizuhopecten yessoensis (Yesso scallop) is the source of this 1812-nucleotide messenger RNA. Its product is annotated as soluble guanylate cyclase gcy-35-like. Gene Ontology annotation, molecular function: guanylate cyclase activity; peptide receptor activity. Lineage: Eukaryota; Metazoa; Mollusca; Bivalvia; Pectinida; Pectinidae. Gene Ontology annotation, biological process: intracellular signal transduction; receptor guanylyl cyclase signaling pathway; cGMP biosynthetic process. Bases 1 to 1812 code for a protein of 603 amino acids. The record is from RefSeq and is a predicted model, not a curated record. The transcript is spliced from 5 exons.